Macaca mulatta (Rhesus monkey) is the source of this 3892-nucleotide messenger RNA. RefSeq names its product cyclic nucleotide gated channel subunit alpha 1 (gene CNGA1). The record is from RefSeq and is a predicted model, not a curated record. Gene Ontology annotation, cellular component: plasma membrane; intracellular cyclic nucleotide activated cation channel complex. Gene Ontology annotation, biological process: monoatomic cation transmembrane transport. Gene Ontology annotation, molecular function: protein-containing complex binding; intracellularly cGMP-activated cation channel activity; intracellularly cAMP-activated cation channel activity. Lineage: Eukaryota; Metazoa; Chordata; Mammalia; Primates; Cercopithecidae.
AAAAAAAAAAAAAAAAAAAGAAAAGGAAGAAAAGAAAAAAAUUUUUAUUGGAUUCCAAGAAUUCUUUUCCUAAUCGAGUCACUGAGGCAUGUACACAAAACUGUUAAGUAAUAAAACUAGGAAAAAGUGAUACUAAACUAUUUAACAUCUAUUAUAGUCAUUGAGCACUUACUUAUCAGAAAAGGAUAGUUAUAAAGCAUGGUUAUAAGCAACUGGUCUAGCUGUAUCUCUGGGUACCUUUACACAGCAGCCCUGUUUAAAUAUAGUUUAAAGGUCUCUGGGCCCAUGGAGUCUUUGGAUCCAAACAAACUUUCAUAGUCAUCAAUGGCACAGAAUUUCAGCUCUACCUACACCCAGAGGGCCUUCAGGCUUAUCCCUCUCAAAAAGGCUGGCAAGGUUUUCCAGGGAAUCCCUGAAGGGGUGCCUCACAUGUGCUCGUUUUGAACAGAACUAUGUUCUUUAAGUGGUUGACUCUUUUAAGGGCAAGUAUCAAACUCAAAGCCUAGGUGAUCAAGGCCAGUAAGGAAUUAAGGGGAGGAACAUUCUCCACUCUGCAGUCAGAGCCAUUCUGGCACCGAGUAUUGGAAGCCAUGGAAGAAGCAGGCGAUGUCAUCUUUCAUGUGGUCAUAAAAUGGGAAGGUUUCCUGAUUCCCCUUGCGGGACGUGCUGCAGGGGUGUGGCUCAUCUGUUUAGUCUCCUCCCUCGCUGCUGCUCAAACCCCUGAGGGAAGGGGGAGCACGCAGACUGACAGGUCCCAGAGUCCAAGUGGGCAUGUGUUAUAAUGAGUUCCUUUAGCGUUGCUGUCCGGGGACAGCUGAGUGUUAACCUCCCCACCUCCAUUCUUUUCCGGAGUCCCGGACAAAUCAGGUCAUAUGAACUGUUUGAAAGGUGAUGAAUGCAGAGACUUUGUUGAACAGUAGAGGUGACUUUCAGAGGGAUGGGGAGUUGGAGUUCCGGGAAGGUGGAGGGGUGUGGGGAUAAUCUACCACUGGAGUUCUGCCGUUCUGGACACAACUCCUCUUGAUGUUCAGACUCCUCUUCCCUCCUUCUCCGCCGUGCCGCCCUGCUGCUCUCCACCACUCUCCGUCGCUCUCUGCCAUUCUCUGCCAUUCUGUUCCUCUGCUCCUCUCGACAUUCAGCCGCUUGUGUGUGUGCCCGCUGAGGUUUCAGGUGUAUAUGGGCACAGGAUGUGGGGGACGUGGCAGCCAGAGUGGUCCCGGAAAAUGCAUCGUUGGGGCAAAAACAGGAGUGCCUGUUUUCACUUAGGUCCGAGGGCAUAGGCCCGACUGUGGAGCUCUCGCCAGGGACCCCGGCCUUCUCUACCCAGCACUUCUCUGUCCCCUUCUCCGCAUCAGUUACCGACAUUCUCAAGAUAUGAAACUAACCAUGAAGAAAAAUAUUGUCAAUACACAACAGUCCUUUGUAAACAUGCCCAAUGUGAUUGUACCAGAUAUUGAAAAGGAAAUAAGAAAGAUGGAAAAUGGAGCAUGCAGCUCCUUUUCUGAGGAUGAUGACAGUGCCUCUGUAUCUGAAGAAUCAGAGAAUGAAAACCAUCAUGCAAGGGGUUCCUUUAGUUAUAAGUCACACAGAAAGGGAGGACCAUCACAGAGAGAGCAGUACCUGCCUGGUGCCAUUGCACUUUUUAAUGUGAACAACAGCAGCAAUAAGGACCAAGAACCAGAAGAAAAAAAGAAAAAGAAAAAAGCAAAGAAGAGCAAGUCAGAUGAUAAAAACGAAAAUAAAAAGGACCUAGAGAAGAAAAAGAAGAAAAAGGACAAAGAGAAGGAAAAAAAAGAGGAGAAAAGCAAAGAUAAGAAAGAAGAGGAGAAGAAAGAAGUUGUGGUUAUUGAUCCUUCGGGAAACACGUAUUACAACUGGCUGUUUUGCAUCACCUUACCUGUUAUGUACAACUGGACAAUGGUUAUUGCCAGAGCAUGUUUUGAUGAACUUCAAUCUGAUUACCUAGAAUAUUGGCUCAUUUUAGAUUACGUAUCAGACAUAGUCUAUUUAAUUGAUAUGUUUGUACGAACAAGGACAGGUUACCUAGAACAAGGACUGCUGGUAAAGGAAGAACUUAAACUCAUAAAUAAAUAUAAAUCCAACUUACAAUUUAAACUUGAUGUUCUGUCACUGAUACCAACUGAUUUGCUGUAUUUUAAGUUAGGGUGGAACUAUCCAGAAAUUAGAUUAAACAGGUUAUUACGAAUCUCUCGUAUGUUUGAGUUCUUCCAGAGAACAGAAACAAGGACAAACUAUCCAAACAUCUUCAGGAUUUCCAACCUUGUUAUGUACAUCGUCAUCAUUAUCCACUGGAAUGCAUGUGUGUACUACUCUAUUUCUAAAGCUAUUGGAUUUGGAAAUGAUACAUGGGUCUACCCUGAUACUAAUGAUCCUGAAUUUGGCCGUUUGGCUAGAAAAUACGUAUACAGCCUUUACUGGUCUACACUGACUUUGACUACCAUUGGUGAAACACCCCCUCCUGUGAGGGAUUCUGAGUAUGUCUUUGUGGUGGUUGAUUUCCUAAUUGGAGUGCUAAUUUUUGCUACCAUCGUUGGUAACAUAGGUUCUAUGAUUUCCAACAUGAAUGCGGCCAGAGCAGAAUUUCAAGCAAGAAUUGAUGCUAUCAAGCAAUAUAUGCAUUUUCGAAAUGUAAGCAAAGAUAUGGAAAAGAGGGUUAUUAAAUGGUUUGACUACCUGUGGACCAACAAAAAAACAGUUGAUGAGAAAGAAGUCUUAAAGUAUCUACCUGAUAAACUAAGAGCAGAAAUUGCCAUCAAUGUUCACUUAGACACAUUAAAAAAGGUACGCAUUUUUGCUGAUUGUGAAGCUGGUCUGUUGGUGGAGUUGGUCUUGAAAUUGCAACCCCAAGUCUACAGUCCUGGAGAUUAUAUUUGCAAGAAAGGGGAUAUUGGACGAGAGAUGUACAUUAUCAAGGAAGGCAAACUCGCUGUGGUGGCAGAUGAUGGAGUCACUCAGUUUGUGGUAUUGAGCGACGGCAGCUACUUUGGUGAGAUCAGCAUUCUUAAUAUUAAAGGGAGCAAAGCCGGCAAUCGACGAACUGCCAAUAUUAAAAGUAUUGGCUACUCAGACCUGUUCUGUCUCUCAAAAGAUGACCUCAUGGAAGCUCUAACUGAGUAUCCAGAUGCCAAAACUAUGCUGGAAGAGAAAGGGAAGCAGAUUUUAAUGAAAGAUGGUCUACUGGAUCUAAACAUUGCAAAUGCUGGCAGUGAUCCUAAAGAUCUUGAAGAGAAAGUUACUCGAAUGGAGGGGUCAGUAGACCUCCUGCAAACAAGGUUUGCCCGAAUCUUGGCUGAGUAUGAGUCCAUGCAGCAGAAACUGAAACAAAGAUUAACCAAGGUUGAGAAAUUUCUGAAACCGCUUAUUGACACAGAAUUUUCAAGUAUUGAGGGACCUGGAGUAGAAAGUGGGCCCAUUGACUCUACAUAGAACUGAAAAGCUGGUCAUUGACAGGGACACGCCUCAUGAUCCUUCUGAUCUUGUGACUGACAUCAAAUAAAACUUUAAAGAAGAGGAAGACUCAGUUCGGAAAUUUUUCCAUGAGGAAAAUGUGCUUUGAUGCAAGGUACAAGGCCCACACCCUCUCUGAGAGAUACUAUGAUUAAAAAAGCUUUAUAUCUUGGGAUUUUUCACAACUGAUAAUGUGCAAAGAUAUAAACUGAUUAACUUGUCAAUGGCUGUAUCUUCUGAUUUUUUUCACAUAUGCUCGUUUUAUGUAAUAAUCUUCAUAAAAAUGAAUAAGUAUCCCUCACUUUCAUGCCAUUUCCAUUGUUGAGUGAAGUGUAUUUGAAGUAACUGAGAAUUACCAUGUACAUCAUGUUUGGGAUAACAUUUUAAAAAAUUAGACUGCAAUAAAGUAAAAUUAAUUAUGCAA